AACACCUUAUCGGAAGAUCCACCCCGUAAUUUUCUCCCCCCUCUCCAUUAAAAGGGAAACAUUGCCCCGGAGUGAAUGCAAAAGCGACGAAGAAGCAGCUGGCGAAACCGGGAUGUGGCGAGUUGUACGUCGAAUGGGUGUGUUCCCUCCCUCCGCCCGCCCAGGGUUGGUCGAGGACGCUCACUUUGUUAAAUGAGUUAGAAGCCGCGCGGGAGUUCGCGUUGAACGUCGCAGCCCGAACCGUCGGUAGGGACAUAGCAUUACACGAGAACAGAUAUUGCUUUCUACGCAUUUUGUACCCAUGAGGAUAAUGCUCCUCUUCCCCGUUAAGAAGAUUCGGAAACACUUUAAGGUGCUGGUGUUUGUGGUGAUUCUCGGGCUGGGAGUUUGGGCUGCUUACCUGGAGUUCGUAGCUUCGAGCGAGUGGAGGAGGAGCGGCGCCUCCAGUCCUUAUCGCGAAUUCAGUAACUGGAGGGAGCAGUCUUAUAAACGAAGGAACAAAGUGCCUGGUGUUAAUCGGGACUUGGAGUACUAUAACCAAAGAAAGGACGAUGCAGUAAAUGAGUUAAUGGGUCAAGCGAAUUUGCACAUAUUUGAAGAUUGGUGUGGCAGCUCUGUUGAUCAGCUCAGGAAAAAUGUUCACUUUCCCCUCUUCCCACAUACCCGGACUGUGGUCAAGAGGUUGGCCGUGGCACCAAGAUGGAUCAACUAUGGGCUCAGGAUAUUUGGCUAUAUUCAUCCCUAUGCAGAAAGUGAAUUUCAGUUUGCUGUGGCUUCUGAUGAUAACUCUGAGUUUUGGCUAAGUACAGAUGACAGCCCAUCAAAUGUCACACUAAUGGCUGGAGUUGGAAAGACUGGUAAAGAGUGGACGGCCCCAGGAGAAUUUGGAAAAUUUCGAAGUCAAAUCUCCAAGCCUGUACUAUUGUCAUCCUCCAGGAAAUAUUACUUUGAGAUACUCCAUAAGCAAAACAGCCAGGGAACAGAUCAUGUAGAAGUUUCUUGGCGACUCCACAAUACUGGCCUUAAAUUCAACAUUAUUGAUUCUCAGUAUAUUUCACUUUAUAUCAAUGAGUCGUUAAUAAAACUAAACGAGGUACGGCACAUUCCACAGUCUGCGGCAAGUUCUAAAAGGAAUUACCGUUACUUACAUUCACAAAAUGAGCAUCCGGCAGAAAUGCUAAAGCACGACCCUCGUGACAGUUUUUUUCAUUUACCUCUAAUUGCUGAAUCCCACGUGCAACGAUUGCUGCCUGAUUGUGCCUACAAACCCAGCUAUGUAAUUAAAGGGUUCCCUCUGCACCGUUACCAAGGAUUACAGUUUGUUCAUCUGACUUAUGUCUACCCCAAUGAUUACACGAGGCUAACACACAUGGAAUCAGAAAACAAAUGCUUUUAUUUUGAAAAUAUCUAUUACUUGGAAAGAUUUGGAUUCUACAAAUACAUGAAAAUGGAUAUGCCACCACAAAAACCAAAUAUGGAAAAGUUCAGAAAUUCUCUUUGGAUGGGAGCCGGUGAUGGAAAUCCAAAAGAGCAGAAGAGGCAGGAAAAGGAAGUAUUGGAGCACAAUUUUGAAGAAGAGGAGGAAGAAUAUAUCUAUGAAGAUGAUGGUCAGUUCCCACAUCCAAUGAAUCCAAAAGCUGCACUACAGGAGAAAAAUCAGAAGAAUAUUGAAGAAGUUGGAAGUCAAAAAGAACAGGCAGACAAAGUCCAAGAGGCCAGACACAUCCCUAACAGAGUGAAUGCUGCUGAUGUAAAAGAUUAUGGAGAUGACUACGAUGAUUAUACAUUCAAGAGGAAAAGGAAGCUGUUCUUUGUUGUAGAACGUAAACCAACUAAUGAUACCUUUGAAGAUAAUCCAGGUGUUGACCGUAGAUCAGCUGAGGGUGUUCUGGCACUCAAAGGAAUGAAGCACAAGAGAAAUUAUAUUUCUUCAGUUAAAGAAAACAUAGAGAGCAUCCGCUCUCCAAAUCAAAAAGCAAACAGGACUUUCCAAAGUUUUUCAAAACAGAAAUAUGCAUCAUUGAAGGAUAGAUUAGUAGAACCUACUGUAAAAUCCUCUGAAAAACGGAAGCCUGAAGGCAACAGCCUUUCUGCCCAGCAGAUUUCUCAGGGAGAAAAGCUAGGUGUUAAUCAGAAUAUUGGUGAACUUGAGUUUCAGGAGAGACAAGCUCAUGGGUUAAUGGAGAAGCAAAAAAAACUAGUCAUUCAAAAAGCAAAGAAAACUAUUUAUGACCAACAGCCACCUACAUUGUCAGCACAAAAAGUGAACCAAAAUGUUGCUGCGUUUAUCAGUAAGAAGAAUAGUAAAGAGAGAAUUGAUCAUUUAAAGCAGAGAGAACUUCAGUUACCAUCCAAGCUGAAAGAGGAAACGUUUGAUGCUGGCAAGCAAAUCACUAUUAAAGAUAAAUCUGUCUUUGGUCAAAGUAGCAAACUGAAUUAUCAUGCUGAGAAUCCAGGACCAUCAAUCACUAUGGAUAUCCAAUCCAGAAAAGACAUACAGUCAAUCAAAAUUAAGCACCAGUAUGAAAAGGUUACAUCAUUUAACCUUAAUGCUGAUCAGAAAUGGAAAGAGAAAGAAUAUGAUUAUGUAGAAAAGGAAAAUGAUGCAGUAAUCCAAAAGUCACAAGCUAAAGUCAAAAAUAAAUUUCAAGAGAUUAUAAACAAAAAUGGAAAAUGGAGUCACCACGAUAUAUCAAUAAAAGGAGAGGAUGAUGAUGAAGAGGAAGGUGAAGAAGAUUUACCAGAUGAUGUGAGCUUUCAUAAGCAAGUGUAUGACACAGCUGUCAGCUGGGAUCAGACCUUCUCUGUCAACAAUAUAGACUUCCAUUCCUUAAGGUCUGACUGGAUUGAUCUCCGGUGUAAUGUGUCAGGAAAUUUGCUGAUGAAAGAUCAAGAGGCUGUAGAUGUUGUGAAAAUGUAUAUGAGGAAGCUAAAUGAAAAACAUAAAGGAAUAUACUUGCUUCAUAGAAUAGUCAACAUUGAAAAGCGCCUUGACCGCCUGCGUGGGAGUCGAUACCUCCUAGAGCUCGAGUUGUUACUGAAUCAAAAAACAGUUGUGCGACUAUCAGAGUAUGUUUAUAACCUCAAUGGAAAUGGCUACAGUGGUGAUGAACGCAGGCUGAAAAAUGUAUACCGGCAGGGAGGCCGAAAUUUUAGAGAAAAUCAAGAGAAGAUAUUGCUGUGUACCCCAGUUGGAUUCAGCUGGCGGCGCAAUGCAAUGAUACACUUCAUAGUUCCAGUCAAAAACCAAGCUCGAUGGGUACAGCAAUUUAUCUUUGAUAUGGAAGAGUUGUAUGCAGUCACUGGAGAUGAAUAUUUCAAUGUCAUCAUCGCUGAUUACAGCAGCUCAGACAUGGACGUUGAAAAAGCUUUGAAAAACAGCAUGUUGACCAGGUAUCAGUAUGUGAAACUUGAAGGAAACUUUGAGCGUUCAGCUGGCCUACAGUCGGGCAUAGAUUUAAUACAGGAUGACCACAGCAUUGUUUUCCUUUGUGAUCUGCAUAUAUACUUUCCCCCAAACAUAAUAGACAGCAUCAGAAAACAUUGUGUGGAGGGAAAGAUGGCCUUUGCCCCUAUGGUAAUAAGACUGAACUGUGGCUCCUCCCCGCAAGAACCUGAUGGAUACUGGGAAGUGAAUGGCUUUGGCUUGCUUGGAAUCUACAAAUCAGAUCUUAACAUGAUUGGAGGGAUGAAUACAAAGGAAUUCCGAGACCGCUGGGGAGGAGAAGACUGGGAACUACUGGACAGGAUUUUCCAAGCUGGGUUGGAAGUGGAAAGAUUGUAUAUGAGGAACUUCUUCCAUUAUUACCACUCCAAACGUGGCAUGUGGAAUAGGAAACAAAUGAAAGUGACAUAAAAUAGUGACUGUCAGAAGUCUGGCUCAUGUGCACUUUAUCCAAUCAGAGGAUUGAACUAUCCUAUCCAAAAACAAGUGAAGUAUAGCCUCUUGUGCUAUUCGAUGUAAAUUGUAUCUGAAAACGGUGCAAUUGCUGCUUUCAUCACUCAGGCUACUAAACAAUAGUCUUCUGAUUCUCGGCAUAGGAAAAUUUUGCAAAGGACCUCUCUCAAUACACUCGUUUGUAAGUGAUGAAAGAUUCCAAAAAUAUGAUUUCUAUUUUGUUUUAUUCAAAGCAAUGCAAUGUUGCUGUUAGGGUCUCAGAAUGGAGUUACACUAUGAUAAAAUAAAGCAAAUUGGUUGACUUUCCAUGAAGACGAUGCGUGAAGCCACGUUAGACUCAAAUAAAGGUAAUACGUGGGAACUUUCUGUGCUCAGAUAUUAGCCACUGUGUGGCAUCAUCACAUUCAUGGCUGCACAGUUUCCCUUUGGCCAAUGUGAAAUACUUGUGUGCUAAUGAGAGCCCAUAGAUUUAAUAAUUUGCUAAUAGUUCAGAUCUUUCACCUUCAGGUGGAAUUAUAAGGUAUCAAAGCUCAAGAGAAAGCUAAAUCUCUCCUAUGUGUAACCAUCAAAUUUUGGGAAUGAAUUAUUAUAUUUUCUGAAGUCUGUGGAUAUAGUUAUUUAAAUUAACCUUGGGAAGAUGUGUUCAUUUGAAAGAAUUUUUUUAGCAAUCCAGUUGAUUAAGAUUGAAUGUGUGCCUAGAAAUUGAAUUGCUUAACUUUCUCCUUUCAGCGCUAUGCAGUCCAAACUUGAUCAAACCUGGAAUAAGUCAUUGUGAGGUGAAACACAUCAGUUGUAAAAUUGUACUAGGCUGCUCUGGGCUGUAAUAUAAUUUGGUGCUCUUUGUAUUUACUAGGUGAAAGGUGUACAUGUAUGGACAUCAACAGUGCAUGCAACACAGUCAAAUGCUUUUUUUCUGAUACAAAACGAAGCUCCCGGAUCCAGAAAACAAUUGUUUAGCAUUUUUCUCAAAAACAAGGAGAACAACUAAUUGUGUUCUCCAUUUGGAUGUCAUUUAAAGAGCUACAGUGUUAACACCAGCAGACUCCACUCGGCAACUGCAAAUCUCACUGGAAACUGCACACCUCCCAAAGUACAGGCGUUGCUUGAGAGCUUAGAGACGGGUGUUGCUAGUGACCAAAGGAAGGUUAUGAGCCCUGUAAAGUGUAAGUUGCCAUCAACUGGACAUUCUUGGAACUGCUCCCCUCAAAACCCAGAACCCUUAAUGAAGAGAAAUGUCCUCUACUCCCUCAUCAUCAAGUAGUUGUUGUUGAUGACAAGAAUUUUCUCAUGGUCAGUGCCAUGCUUCCUUUGUCUUUAGAGUCCAUUUUUGCCAGUUAACUUUAAUUAAUAACACUGCCUUCAGAUCUAUCACUACUUUGGUGACGAUACUUGUACAUACUCUGACUGUCACAGCUGAGCAUUGCUGUGAUAAGACCAGAAGUACUACCAGCACAUCAGUGGGAAUACCACUGGCCUUCUCAAGAAGAGAUCCCACUGUCUAAGUCAGUCUGGUUACACACUCCCUUAUACACCUUGCAGAUACGCAGACUACUGCAUGCGACAUAACCUGGCUAGCUGAAGAUCACGUUUCAUGUGUGAGGAAGAUCUACUAGGAGACCAAGCAUCAGAAGCAUAAACCUGCGGGAUAAGGUUUUGUUAACAAGAGGAUGAAAAUGCUUGGAGUCAUUACUGUGGGAUGAGGUUCCUGAGCAAUUCUGAGGAGAAUCAUGUCACUCAGCAAAGGAAUGAAGCAAUUUCUGGCUACAGCUUUACCAGUAGCUCAUACAGAGAAGAUUCUUGUAAAGACUGGCCAGUUAGUUCAUUCUUCUGCCUUAAAUAUCUGCAUAUUCCAUGUUUGGAGGACAUAAAAUCCUGAGUGAUCUUGAUUGGUCUUCAUUUGUCUUCACAAGCAACUUUCCAGAUCGACAUACAAUGAGGAAUCCUGAUACUCAGAGGGCUUACAAGAAUUUUCUGAUGAAAGAUGUAAUCAUUUUGAAGCAUUGCUGAGUUCUGCAUACAGUGAAGCUUCCUUAGUGUUACCAUGGAUCAAAAGCAUUGGUGCUAUCGGGCUGUCAGUGGUCAAAGUUUUGUCAUUGUAUGUGAGAAUAAUACUCAUUACAGCAUGUUCUGUAGAAUGCAGAGGCACAUUGAAGAUUUAACUUAGCAUGUGAAGUCCAUUCUCAAUCAAUAGUGAAGGCUCCCUUGUUGAACUUGUCCUGAGUAACAAGAUUCAGUUGAAAUUGUUUAAUCAAUUCAAUGGAAUUGAUGAAAGCUCCUGAGAAACAUAAUCAUGUUUUACUCUACUCGCCAGUUAUGUGAUCACUUUCUCCUUGCUCGUCCCAGGCAAGGAAUUGAUUUUGACUUGUGACUUCUGGCCUGCACGUGGAGCAUUGAAGAAAAGCCUGGGCAUCACUUUCAUAUCUUUUAGUUUAUGAGUUAGGAAUUCUUCCUCCAGAGACUGACAUUUAAAAUCUUUACUGCCAGUGGGGAAGAGCUGAGAGGUAUAGAAACAGUUUUAGUUAUAUCACAUUUGUAUGCAACAGAGCAUUGGAGCUCUGGAAAAUUUUUGCAGCACUCUUCAGUAAGAUCUGAGCUUGCUUAAACAGUAUUUGACCUUUCGGGAGAUAGUGGUGUGUUGGCUGCACCAUCUUUUCAACUUGCAGCAGCUGAAAGUCUGACUCUCUACAAAAGCAUGGAGGUGAACUCCUGUAUACUCCUUGUCACCUCUGGCAUUUGUCCAGGUGACUAUAUUCAUGCCAAGCGCCUUGUGCAUCUGUCCCUGCCAUCUCACAUAAAACUCCCACAUCAUAAUCCUCAUCUGAAUCCUUUAAUGUGGUGCAGAUACAUUUCUGUUCUGUUAACCCUGCACACGGAUUCACUAGGACUCCUUCUGAGUUCUGGCCCAUUAGUGCUGCUCCUGAUGUAAGGAACUGGAUGUCGUCGAGGUGCUGGGGGAUGAGGUGCAGUCAUCCAUUAUGCAUCCUCCUCCUCCUCUUUCACGGCUUCCUCUGCUGCUGCUGCUUCUCUCAUUACUGGCUCACGCUGUGCGAAGCAAAGCCAGGGCACUCCUCAUUAUCAAUAAAAUCAGAGAGUCAGGCAGCAUCCGGGGAAAGAGAAGGGUCGGCCCCCUUUGAGAGCUCUCAUCACACCCUGCAGAUAAAACUGACGCACACGUGUCCGGAAACAAACUGCUGGAGGAACUCAGUGAGUUGAGCAAUAUAUUCCAGCACAGGCAGUCUCUUGAGUCUCCUGUUGGAUGUGCAAGCCGUGGCCAAGCCAGCUCUAUUGAAAUGGAGCAGUGCCCAUAAAGGAGCAUGCAUUUUACCAGCAGAAGAGGGGCGGAUGCAGAGAAUGAAACAGAGCUAAAGGGCAUACCCGACAGAUUUCUUGCACUUUUUUGCUCUGCGAUGUAUUUUUGGUUUCUGGGCCUCCUGCACACAAGGAAGGGCCCUGGCCCCCCUUCCCUUCUUCCUGGUUGGGCACUGUACUUGAGAGUGAGCCCGUUCCAUCCUAUCUUUAGCAGGCUUUGCCUAGGUAAAGCAGCUGGAGUGUAGAGCAGGGGUAGGCAACCUUAAGCGCAAAUAAUUUUCUAGCAUGUGUUAUUCAUUAAUUUGAGGCAAAACAUAACUAGAUGUAUUUAUUUUUCAAGUUUUUUUUAAUGGCAUUAUUCUGGCCCACUGUCCACUAUUCAUAUGCGAUCCGGCCCACAGGGGCAAAAAGGUUGCCGACCCCUGGUGUAGAGUGAAAAGCAAUUUUAUUCAUCUACAUUUAUAGCCGUGAUAUUUAUGCUGGGGUUAGUGGGGGGGUGCAUUUAGAAAGCAGGUGAGUGGCAUUGGUUUGGGUGGGUCUUGCAUGUUUCAGUAUGAGUAAUAUUUACAAUCCAAGGGCAUUCUCCUUGAUGUACAUUGUGAGCCCAUGAUUCUUGGUGCAACUCUGCCCCGUUGUGCUGGGAGGUGGGGGUGUUUUCACUCCUGGCAAGUGUGAUUUCCACUGCCUCCUGCCAGGCUCCUCUUCUCUUGACCAUGGUAGGUUUGCCAGCAUUUAGGUCUUGGUAAUGGUUUACAGGUUCACUCUGAAUCGGAGAGCUCUUCCCUGCAUCUUCCUCUUUCACAGAGCCUAUCGUGUGGGUGCAGUGGGGAGUCUGUCUUUUAGGGGCUGAUGCCCUUUGUUGAACGUUGAAAUUUUCAGUGCUGCUAGUGGAACCCGCACAGUGUUCCGAUCAAUGCAGUUUUAGUCCACCACCAAAAAGAUGUCAAAUGCAAUUUCUUGCCAGUUAUUUUUCCUAGCUUUCAUGCUUGGUCCCAACAGAAAUAUUAUUUACUACAGUUUCCACCUUUUAACAUUUUGAAGAGUUUAAACCUGCAUACAUGUUUAAUGAAGGCAGUAUAGUUUAUGAUUGCAUAGUGCUGACAGUAGGACUAAACUCAUGCCUUAGUUUCUUGGAAUUGUUGUGCUUUACAACCAAGUGGUAUGUUCAUAUUUAAGCCUCAUUUUAGAGGGUAAUUUUAAGUAAAUACAUAUAAUUGCAAUAAAGGGAUUUAACUCAAACAGUGGAAUCAUAUACUACAACUUUGGGAUUUUUUCUGAUUUCUUUGUGAAGGAUAAUGCAAAAUAUAUUUCUGACAGAAAAGCUUCUGGGUUGAUUCAGUGAUAUGGAGACAGAAGUGACUCCAUUUUGCAGGAAACAGUGGCAUAUAAAAACUGCGGAAAGAACUCAGCUGUUUAAGUGCAUCUGUGGAGAAAAUGAGAUGGUCAACGUUUUACACUGAGACCCUGCACCUGGUGCCUCUGUUGCCUCCACAGAUACUCCUACUUGACCCAUUGAGUUCUUCCAGCAGUUUAUUUUUGGUACAUUUACAAUUUGAGGCAGACUCUUUUACUGCACAAAAUAUCUCACGUCUUUUUUUCUUUAAAGAGGUGACUUAGAAGUUUUGAUACAAAUUACUUGCACGGCUAUAUUUAUACUUGAUUGAACCUGCAGGAUAUACAAGCAUUUUUUGCUGCACUGUGUUAGUAACCAAGUACCUCAAUUAUGAGUCUUGUAUAAAGCUCACAAAACUCAGCAGAAUUUAUUUUUCUAUGUAUAUAGGUUAUGAGGAAGUUAGGUACUUUUCAAAUGCAUUUUGGGUACUUAAAUUAUCUGGGAGCCUGGAAAAACUUUGUGUUAUUGGAAUACUUUUUUCAAAGCCCUUUCCAGGGGAAGCCCUUUUAACUGUAGAAUAUGUUUUUAAACUGUAUCUGUAAAAUGUAGAAUGAUCUUUAACAAUGCUGGAAUGAAGGGAUGAUUUCUAUGAAAUUUGUAGAAAUUGUAAUUAUGAAUUUUGAAA
This is a messenger RNA of Mobula hypostoma (lesser devil ray), 9225 nucleotides long. It is a transcript of the gene b4galnt3b, whose product is annotated as beta-1,4-N-acetyl-galactosaminyl transferase 3b. Gene Ontology annotation, molecular function: acetylgalactosaminyltransferase activity. Gene Ontology annotation, cellular component: Golgi cisterna membrane. The transcript is spliced from 19 exons. Lineage: Eukaryota; Metazoa; Chordata; Chondrichthyes; Myliobatiformes; Myliobatidae. Bases 302 to 3856 code for a protein of 1184 amino acids. The record is from RefSeq and is a predicted model, not a curated record.